Rasamsonia emersonii CBS 393.64 is the source of this 381-nucleotide messenger RNA. RefSeq lists its product as uncharacterized. Gene Ontology annotation, biological process: protein phosphorylation. The annotation marks the transcript as partial. Gene Ontology annotation, molecular function: protein kinase activity; ATP binding. Lineage: Eukaryota; Fungi; Ascomycota; Eurotiomycetes; Eurotiales; Trichocomaceae. The transcript has a single exon. The record is from RefSeq and is a predicted model, not a curated record.
UUAUCACCUAAUAUAGACAUCCAUACUCGCAAUCUAGCUUUUACGAUACCUUGUAUGAACAAUAUAUCUGAGGGGGAAUUUAUUGAGAUCCUAGGGAAACCAGAAAUUGGGCAUGUCCGAAGGAGCGACGGAAAAGCUCUGGAGCCUGGCAUACCAGAGUACAUUGUCAGGCCUGCCUCAUACUGGACACAUUCUUGGCCGUCGUCGAAUUCAAUCAAGAUUGUUGACUUUGGUGAAUCCUUUUUGCACACAACUAUUCCUCAAACUCUUCACACACCACUACCAGUCAGGGCACCUGAAGUUAUAUUUGGAGACCGGUUGGAUUAUCGUGUGGAUUUAUGGAGCAUGGGCUGUAUGGUGAGUAAGAUUGCCAGAAGCUAA